AUGGCACCAAGUAAGCAAUGGAUGCAACUUGUUGAUAAUCGACUUAAUGAAGCCUACUUAAUCGGGGUACAAAAGUUUUUGGAUUAUGCUUUUCGAAGAACAGGAGAAUUGUAUGAAAUACGAUGUCCAUGUGUCAAGUGUUGUAACACAACAUUAGGAACGCGCGAGACUGUUGAGACACAUCUGAAAGUAUAUGGAAUAAUUCAAAAUUAUACUUUUUGGUAUCACCAUGGGGAAGUUUUAGGUGAGCCGCUGUCGGAAUGCGAAGAUGAUAAUCAAGUAGAAGAAUGUGAGAGUGAGAACGAAAUACAAGAAAUUUUGAGAGAUUUAUAUCCUAAUCAUGAUGAACGCAUUGCAAACAGUGGCUGUGAUGAUUUAGCUGAAGAGGAACCGAAUGUUGAAGCAAAAAUAUUUUAUAGUCUAUUGAGAGAUUUCGAGAAGCCACUAUACCAAAGUUCAAAAAUCUCAAAGCUUUCAACUUUGAUUAAAUUGCUUCACAUAAAAAGUAUGGGUCGUUGGAGCAAUGAGUCAUUUACAAUGUUAUUGAAAAUGUUAAAAGAGGAGUUGUUGCCAGAUGGAGCAAAUUUACCAAAUUCAUAUUAUGAGGCAAAAAAGGUAAUUCGGGACCUUGGGCUUUCCUACCACAAGAUUGAUGCUUGCGUAAAUGAUUGCAUGUUAUACUGGAAGGAGGAUAACUUACUUGAUUCUUGUAAAGUUUGUGGUGCGUCCAGAUGGAAAAUAGAAAAACAUAGCGGGGAAGCAAAGAAUAGAAAAGGUAAAAAGAUAGCAUCAAAGACUUUACGCUAUUUUCCGUUAAAGCCCAGGCUUCAAAGGUUGUUUAUGUCUACAAAGACAUCUUCUCUAAUGACAUGGCAUCAUGAUGUAAGAGUUGAUGAUGGAAUAAUGAGGCACCCAGCUGAUUCAAUGGCAUGGAAAUCAUUUGAUGAGCUUCAUCCCUCAUUUGCGGCCGAGCCUCGUAAUGUUCGACUUGGACUUGCUAGUGAUGGAUUUCAGCCAUUUCGGAAUUCAAAAACCUCAUAUAGCAUUUGGCCAGUGGUACUUAUUCCUUAUAAUUUACCACCUUGGUUGUGUAUGAAACAAGAAAAUUUCAUUAUGUCAAUGCUUAUACCUGGUCUAGAUAGUCCAGGAGAUGCAAUUGACAUAUAUCUGCAGCCCUUGAUAGAAGAACUGAAGGAGUUAUGGGAAUUUGGUAUAGAGACUUUUUAUGCAUCAACUAGACAGAAUUUCAAGUUACGUGCUUCUUUGUUAUAG
Molecule: messenger RNA, 1272 nt
Organism: Lycium barbarum (goji berry)
Lineage: Eukaryota; Viridiplantae; Streptophyta; Magnoliopsida; Solanales; Solanaceae
Exons: 1
Coding region: 1-1272 (423 amino acids)
Source: RefSeq, a predicted model, not a curated record